This is a messenger RNA of Candidula unifasciata, 180 nucleotides long. Lineage: Eukaryota; Metazoa; Mollusca; Gastropoda; Stylommatophora; Geomitridae. The record is from the annotation of a GenBank genome assembly.
AAGAAGGGCCAGCAAGAGCGCAAACCAAGUGUAACGUUAGAGUUGUAUCAGAAACUGGCUCAAAUGUUCCCAGAGCCCAACCAGGUGCAGCAUAUCUUGAAAGUCUUGAACAACCACGAGCAGGAGACCGACAUCAAUCGCCUCACAAACUAUUGCAUGAAUUCCCUGUUCACACAGUGA